Linum trigynum is the source of this 4067-nucleotide messenger RNA. NCBI's taxonomy places the organism in Eukaryota, Viridiplantae, Streptophyta, Magnoliopsida, Malpighiales, Linaceae. The record is from the annotation of a GenBank genome assembly.
CUCGGUUCAAGAUUCCACACCAAGUGUCGGAAAUGAAAUAUUCCAUACACAUAAAAUUAUCAUCUCAUAGGUUCCUCGUUCUGCUGUCCUUCUCAUUUCUCAUCAUUGACAAUUUCGGUGCCGAUCGCCAACCGAAUAUUAAGGCUUCGUCCGCUUCUUUGCCGGCCACCCAACAUAGUAAGUCUGUAACAAAGAGUGAUGAGCGAGCCUGUUUUGGAAGUGGAAUAUUGUUGCCGCCCUCUCUGGGAAUAAGGCUACAAAUAUGAUUUUCAUUCACACAUGAAUUCUGAAAGCAGCAAAGCCUCGAAAAGAUUAUGUGUUACCUGUGGUAGCUGGUUCUCGUAAUCUCAAAUGAGAAUUUGGAAGCUUCCUACCAUUCCCUUGUUACUUGACGGCUUCAUAGCCGUGUUCCUGCUCCUGAACUCCACACUGCAAGCAAAUGGUUCAGGCAACAACAAUGAGACAGAUCGACUUGCUCUGCUGGAGUUCAAAAGUAGGAUCAGCAGUGAUCCAGAUGGAGCUCUGAAAUCUUGGACCGAUUCCGACCAUUUCUGCAAUUGGUUUGGUGUUGCGUGUGAUCUGCUUCCUAGCCAGCGAGUCACGUCGCUUGAUCUCCAUGGCCAAAAUCUGGUGGGUACCCUGUCUCCGCACGUCGCCAACCUUACUUCUCUUAGAUACAUCAACCUCACGGAGAACAGUUUUCGUGGUGAGAUUCCACAACCACUUGGAAACUUGCUUCAACUCCAGUGCCUCGACCUCAGAUUCAACUCAUUUGAAGGCGAGAUUCCAACCAACCUGACUCGUUGCAGCCAGCUGAAGUACUUGUUGUUGGAAGCGAAUAACUUAUGGGGGAGCAUCCCGGUAGAGAUUGGUUCGUUAUCAAAGCUUGAGUUCCUCAGAGUUGGAAACAACAACCUAACAGGAUGGCUCCCGCCUUCCUUGGGGAACCUCUCGUUGCUCGUCAACUUUGGUGCUACAUAUAACAACUUGACUGGAACCAUUCCAGAAAGCUUCGGCCUGCUAUCAAGGUUAGCUUCAAUUAAUCUUGGAUGCAAUCAGCUCUUUGGUUCAGUCCCCCUGUCCUUGUUUAAUAUUUCAUCCAUCAAAAGCUUUGCAAUUGCGUGGAACCAUUUGCGUGGUCGCUUGCCGGAGAGCAUGGACCACACCAUGCCCAAUCUGAAACAAUUCGCUAUUUCCAGAAAUGAAUUCUUCGCAACCAUCCCUGACUCAAUCUGCAAUGUCUCUCAGCUAAAACUGGUGAAUAUGAACCGAAACGACUUUGUAGGGAAGGUUCCUACUUGUCUCGGGAAGCUUACUGGUCUUACUACGCUAGACAUGGCUAAAAAUAAUCUUGGAAGCAAUUCAACGGGUGACUUUGCAUUUCUAGAGUCAUUGAGCAAUUGCAGUCAACUGAAGCGAGUGGGUAUUAGCAGUAAUAAUUUUGGCGGCCCAUUACCAGAAUUUCUGGGGAAUCUGUCAACCAUGCUCACCGCACUGUAUAUUGGGGACAAUCAAGUCACUGGAGUUAUCCCUGCAGGGUUGGUGAAUCUCUUCAACCUGGCGGAUCUGGAGCUUUCCUAUAACUACUUGACAAGCAUCAUCCCUAAUAUUGGCCAGAUUUCUAAUCUGCAGAGACUGUUAUUGAAUGGUAAUCAACUCUCAGGUCAGAUUCCAUCCUCUAUAGGUAAUCUCAGUCGGUUGUCUGAACUGCAUAUAUCACAGAACAAACUGCAAGGCAACAUUCCACCAAGUAUUGGGAAUUGUCUUCAAUUGAGCACCUUGGAUAUUUCAGAAAAUAGAAUCAUGGGAGCUAUACCUCCAGAGUUAAUGAGACUUUCUUCAUUGUCCAUAUUGUUGAACCUGUCAAACAACUUGCUCACAGGCAACCUGCCUGCAGAAAUUGGGAAGUUGAAAAAUGUGAAUAAGUUAGAUAUCUCUAAUAAUCAGUUGAAAGGGGAAAUUCCUAGCACCAUAGGCAGUUGCUCAAGUCUGGAAUACCUUUAUAUGCAGGGGAAUUGUUUCGACGCGGUUAUUCCUCCAGCUUUGUCGUCUCUGAAAGGGCUUCAGGAAUUGGAUCUUUCACGAAACAACUUAGAGGGAGAAAUCCCAGAAGGUCUCCUACAAAUCCGCCUACAGUCUUUGAAUCUUUCUUUCAACAAUCUGAGAGGUGAAGUGCCAUCUAAGGGGGUUAUUGCCCAUGCAUGCAUUGUGUCAUUGUCCGGCAAUCCCAUGCUUUGUGGUGGUACUCCAGAGUUCCAUUUGCCUAAAUGCCCAAAUAAAACCACCAAGAAUAGAAGGCCUCCAAAGUUGAAGUUAACAGUCAUCACUGUUAGUACAUCUCUAUCUGCACUUGUACUGGUAAUGAUAGGCCUUCUACUAAGUGGCAAGACAAGAAGAUCAAAUAAGCAUAUCCUUCGAGGAGAAGAUCCACUGAUGGACGACUUUGUGAAGCUUUCCUACGCAGCCAUUCAUGAGGCAACCAAUGGAUACAGUCUUGAAACUUUAAUCGGGUCUGGUGGUAUCAGCACAGUCUACAAAGGAAACCUGGAGCAAAUGAGAGCACCAGUAGCCAUCAAAGUAUUCAACCUGCAACAAAAUAAAGCAUAUAAGAGAUUAGUGGUGGAAUGCAAGAUAAUGCGAAAUAUCCGGCAUCGAAAUCUCGUGAAGAUUCUAUCUUACUGUUCUAGCACAGACAACCGAGGCAACGCAUUCGGAGCUCUAGUUUAUGAAUUUGUGGACAAUGGGAGCCUCGACAAAUGGCUGCAUUGCAGUAAUGAUGGCACCAAGACGACAUAUCACCAUCUCAGUCUUCUCCAAAGACUCAACAUUGCAAGAGAUGUGGCAUCCGCAUUGUACUAUCUUCACGAUCUUAGCGGAAUGUCAAUCGUUCAUUGCAGUUUAAAGCCUAGCAACGUGCUCCUAGACCAUGACAUGGUAGCUCAUGUGAGUGAUUUGGGUCUAGGGAGAAUCCUCUCAUCACCAUGUCAAACAAACACAGCAAGCAUAAUUGGACUAAGCGGGAUGGUAGGCUAUGCGGCACCAGAAUAUGGGACGGGCUCCACGGCAUCGAAGGAAGGGGACGUGUACAGCUACGGAAUCCUUCUGCUGGAAAUCCUAUCUGGGAAAAGACCAACGGACGAAAUGUUCAAGGAUGGUGUGAAUAUACGCGACUCUUGCAAGGCCGCAUUGCCAUCCAAACUUUCAAUGCUAAUAGAUUCAUCAAUGCUGGUAUCUGGAAAAACUUGCGGAAUUGACAAGAAGGUGGAAGAGUGUUUGAUUUCCUUGCUUGAACUGGGAGUAAAGUGCUCAGCUGAAGCGCCGAAAGAACGGAUGAAAAUGGCGGAAGUUACCAGAAAGCUCCACACUAUCAGAAGUACCUUUCUAGCAACUCUGUCUGCCCAGAAAAAGGCGGGUGGACGGCCGGCCACCAAGGCAUGCUAACCACCGCAGGGAAUUGUUCAGAACUCGAAGGCGGACGGCGAUACUACUCUGAAGUCUGAACUGCUCCUGUUAAUGUUUGGAUAGGCAAGGUGUACAUUGAUGUUAUGCGUUUCUUUUAUUCUUUUUCUUUUCAAUACAAAGAGAAAACAAUCAAAGGAAGAAAGAAAAAAGAAAAAAAAAACCUUUACCGUUAAUCACGUAUGUAAUAUCCCGAAUCUUUUCCCGACGAAAAUAUUGUCCGCUUUGGGCCUCGACCCUCACGGUUUUUGACUUGUAGUGCAAUUCAAGGCGACUUCCCAUAAGGUCACCCAUCCUUGUUGUACUCCACACUGAGCACUUUUAACUUCGGUUCUCACAAGAACUUCUCCAUUUCACCCAAAACGUGUCUUGUCAGUUAAGGUCGGUUUCCUACUUAUGAACCAUGGAUCUCUCCCGUACUUUUUCGAUAAUAAGGUGGAAUAAUGAAAAAAUUAAAUAUUAUUAUUUUUUAAUUGCUACAUCAUUUAUUUAAAGGUCAACUCUUUAGAGUUGACUGCCAUGUCACAUAAAGUUAACAGACAGUGACUAAAUUUGAACCAUUGAACUAAUUUGAGUGACUGUGAAUGGAAUUAAAUUAAUUUUAGAGG